Messenger RNA from Nanorana parkeri, 455 nucleotides. Its product is annotated as lysosomal-associated transmembrane protein 5-like. The transcript has 5 exons. Lineage: Eukaryota; Metazoa; Chordata; Amphibia; Anura; Dicroglossidae. The record is from RefSeq and is a predicted model, not a curated record. Gene Ontology annotation, cellular component: lysosomal membrane. Bases 51 to 455 code for a protein of 134 amino acids.
UUCUUUCUUAGCAACAGUGAGCCAGCACAAAGACAAAAUCCAGCACAGCAAUGGCAGCUAAACAGGUUGAGGCAUCUGACAAGAAGUCCAGCAGCUUCAAGGUCCGGGCUGUGGCACAUGUUUUGGCCACAUACCAUUUGGUACUGAGCAUUAUUCUUUUCAUCGAAUAUUCUGUUGAACUGGCCAGAAGAAAGAGCUGCUGCCUUGAGAUCAGCAAUUAUAUUCGCCUUGAUAUCAUCUCCAGUUAUCUUCUGCUUGGGGUCUUACUCCUGAUCAGCAUCGCUUUUUUAUAUGGCGUUAUGGUGAGCCGGAGAUACUUGGUUAUGCCAUUUUUGGCUUUGCAGGCAAUGGAUUUCAUCCUAAGUUUUCUGAUGUUCUGUAGUAUUUACGGCGAAAUGCCUUCCAGCCAUGCAUCUAUCACUGAUGACAAAAUGGUAGGUAAUUUCCGAACCUGA